Molecule: messenger RNA, 902 nt
Organism: Myxozyma melibiosi
Lineage: Eukaryota; Fungi; Ascomycota; Lipomycetes; Lipomycetales; Lipomycetaceae
Exons: 1
Coding region: 94-666 (190 amino acids)
Source: RefSeq, a predicted model, not a curated record
ACGGAUCCUCGAGCAUAAGAGCACCUCCUCCUGCUCUUCCUCUCUUCUUCUCUUCUUCUUCUUUUAUACUCUACUCUCUCUAUCAACACCAUCAUGCGCGUCUCUGCUUCUCUCAUCCUCGCCCUCGCGGCCCUCGCCUCCGCCCAAAACAUCCUCUCCGACGUCGAGUCCAUCGUCAACGGCGCGACCUCCAUCGUCUCCGACAUCGAGUCGGCUGCCACCGGCAUCGCCUCCACCGUCGUCUCUGGCGCCACCGCCGCUACUUCUGCCGCUGAAUCAAAGGCCACCGGCUUUGCCUCCACCGUCGUCAGCGACGCGACCGGCAUCGCCUCCACCGUCGUCAGCGGAGCAACCUCAUUCGCCUCCGCCGCCGAGAGCGAGGCCACCGGUCUUGCGUCCACCAUCGUCAGCGGCGCCACCAGCGCGGCCUCCGCCGCCGAAUCAAGAGCGACCUCGUUCGCGUCCGCUGCCGAGAGCCAGGUCUCUGGCGCCGCCUCCUCCUCGUUUGCUACUAUCACCACCAGCGCCUCUGGUUCUUCCGGCCCGUCGUCGGCGUCUUCUGCGUCUUCUAGUGCUGCCUCUGCAUCCAGCUCGGCGGGUGCUGCGCGCAAUGUUGCUAUUGCCGGCACUUCUUUUGUCGGUCUCUUCCUCGCUAUGCUGUGGUAGACCCUAUUUUUGUCUUUUAUUAUUUUGUAGUAUAUAGUCGGUUUGGAGAAUAAGGUGUUUUGUAUCCUGCGUGUACCUAUAUCUGUACAUAAGAUAUGUCGUGUGCUUAUUAUGGAUCAGACUGAACAUCUCCAUCACACUACCACCCCACAUCAGCACAUAGCACAUUGACCCACAUUUAUUUGAUUAAAUAACAAUAAACAACAAUAUCAAAACAAUAAAAUUACAAUUCACAA